ACCAACAUGGCGACCGACUGGGAAGAAGUGAAGCGACUUGCAGCUGAUUUUCAGCGAGCCCAGCUGAGCACAACAGUGCAAAGGCUGUCCGAGAGGAACUGCAUCGAAAUAGUGAAGAAACUGAUUGAACUGAAGCUAAUCGACGUCGUCUUCACCAACGAUGGAAAAGAGUACAUCACACCCAAGCACCUUCAGAAGGAAAUUCUCGAUGAGCUUACUGUGGCAGGAGGCCGCAUCAACAUGGUUGACCUGGCCCACAUUCUCAAUGUUGACCUCAGUCACAUUGAGGCCAGGUGCGCAGAGCUGGUUCGGACCGAGCACAGCCUUCAAAUUGUUCUGGGGCAGCUGAUUGACAGGUCCUACCUUGACUCACUGGCUGAGGACAUCAACGAGAAGCUUCAGCAAGCAGGCCACAUCACAUUUGGGGAGAUCACGAAGCAGUAUGACUUACCGCCUGACUUCCUCGAAGACGUGAUUCACUCGCGGCUGGGGACGGUGAUUCGAGGUCGGGCUGACCCUCACGACAGCCGUCACAUCUUCACCGACGCCUACGUCACCCGGCACAAGUACCGUGUCCGAGGUGCACUCUCGGCGGCCAUCAGGCCGGUGACCCUGAGCAGCCUAGUGAAUGCAUUCAACUUCCCAGACAAGUUAUUGUAUGGCAUGAUUGAGGACCUCCUGAAGGAAGGCCGCCUGGCGGGCACCCUUGUCGGAGGCCGUUCGGAGCGUGCCUCGUACGUGCCGGACCUGUACUCCCGCUCGCAGGCCAACUGGGUGGAUGCCUGCUACCGACAGAACGGUUUUCUUGAGUACGAUGCCCUGGUGAGACUAGGAAUACCAGACCCCAAAGCCUACAUCCGUCGUCACUUUAAGGACGAGUCACUUGUUUUCCUCAAGUCGCUGUGCAUUGGCCAGACGCUACUGGCGCAGGUUGAAGCCGCUAUCGACGAGGCUGCUGGCACGGGCUCCUGGGUGGACGUCGCACCUCUGCUACCAUCAGUGUUCACCCCGGAGGACGUGUCGGGCAUCGUGCAGUCGGUGCUCAAGUCGCGGCCGCGCAACGCCAGUCAGUCGGUGCAGCAGUUGCUGGACACCAUCAUCAUCAGUGAUGCCUUCAUGGAGACCUGCGUGCGGUCUUUCGACCCACUCAUGACCACAAAAGCUGAACUGGACUCUCAGAAGGGUGUGAUCUUCCUCGAAGCUGCACCAGCGCCACAGUCGCACCAUCGCCAGGCGGCCCCCGCUGCUCCCACGCCAACCCCAGCUGAGGACAGGCAGGAUAAGAAGGAUGAACGCCGCAAGAAGGCAACAGGUGGCAAGUCAGGUGGUGGAACUCAAGGACGAGAGACCAAGACCAAGGCGGUGAAACCCAAAAAGCAGCAGCGACGCGGCCGUGGUGGAGGUGACUCGGACUCAGAAGACGAUGCUGGAGACGGACCGAGCCAUUCCCACCGCUCCAAACAGCAGCAGGAACUGGAGUUCAUGACAGUGGACGAGAUGCGGGUGCAGCUGGAACAGCUUCCACUGCUUCGCGAUUGCCCGCCGGAGCUAAGUCAAAGCAUUGCCGAGAAGAUCCACAGGCCACUGACGCGCAAGUACCAGGAGGUGGCUAGGUCGAUUUUCCUGGCGACAUCGAGUGCGUCCGGCGCUGCGCGGCGCAAGACGUUUGCCGAGCUGCAGGAGAAGGUCUCCUCCCUGCUGCUCAGCAUCCAGCAGUUUGACCGGGGCCUCAAGGUUCUGCCCGCAGGGGAGGAGCUUCAGUCCCAGCUGGCCAAGCAUCUCCUAAAGACGCUGUGCUCGGACCUGACCAACCUGGUUGUAGGAUACUUGGCGGCAGAGCAUGCCAAGGAAGCGGAAACACCGGCUAGCAUGGCUCCUGAGGUGCGGCAAAAGCUGAUUCAGAAGCUUCAAUCCGACGUCAGGGGUCCAGUGCUCAAGCUUCAUCAAUCGCUAUCAGCAAAGACGCUGGAAGACUUCUUGGCCGAUGUGGACGUGGUGCUGGGACCAGGCGUGUGCGACAUGAUUAUUCGCUCCGACAAGAAGAAAGAGAGGCAGUGGCUGUUGAGCCACCGCCAGGCUCUCCUGUCGCAGCUGUCGGAGGCUGAGGAUGCUGCGCUGUGCCUGCACCUGGCGGUGCUUCUCGUGGCCCAGGCCCAGACGCAGAAAGCACUCCACGCCUCGGGACGCUUCGUGCCACAGAUUCUGUCUGCUCUAAGAACACAGUUGCCACCAGACACGUUUGCCCUUCUACACCAAGCGCAAGAGCUCGUCAUGAGGCACCUGACACUUGACGACUCGUCCGAUGAGAAAGAAUCGGUUGCUUCGUCCUUGAAGGAGCUGAUUCCAAAGCUGAAGGAGGUUGGUGCAACUUACAAGAAGCAGGGCCCGACCGAGGAGUGAAGACUACCCUGACAUCUUCCACUAUUGUUCCAGUGCCUUCUAUGAACAGAAAAAGCUGGCCGUGUAUCGAAAUGGUCGAUAGAUUGACGACAUAUUUUCAGCUGCCAGUAAAAAAUGGUCCAAAAGCACUUCAAGCAGGCUAGCAUUUCGUGUCGUUAUGCCCUUUUUUGUGUCAUGGAUUAGACUUUUGCAUAAGUGAAACCCUUUCGCAAUAAAGAAGCUAGCUUUCCUAGCGGUACUUUGGUUCACUA
Molecule: messenger RNA, 2651 nt
Organism: Rhipicephalus microplus (southern cattle tick)
Lineage: Eukaryota; Metazoa; Arthropoda; Arachnida; Ixodida; Ixodidae
Product: UFM1 specific ligase 1
Biological process (GO): regulation of proteasomal ubiquitin-dependent protein catabolic process; protein K69-linked ufmylation; response to endoplasmic reticulum stress
Cellular component (GO): endoplasmic reticulum membrane
Molecular function (GO): UFM1 ligase activity
Source: RefSeq, a predicted model, not a curated record